UGCACCAUUCCCACCAUGCCCUGUCCUAGACCCUUCAUCCUCCUCCUCCUCCUGGUGCCCAUGACAGCCCCUCACUGCCACCAGGCCACAGAAGACGAGUGUGAGGAGCACACGGCCUUCGUGCCCGGCCACGGUCUGGUGGGGGAAGGCUUUGACAUCACCACGCUGGCCCGGAAGGGUGCUUACGUGGUGGACGUUGGGCGGUGGGAGAGGCCGGACGGGACCUGCACCCUGUGCUCCAACACACUUCAAGACGGGGAUCUCCAGCGCCUCCCCCUGGCCAUGGCCGACUGGCGGAUCCAGGUCUCAUGCAAGAGUCUGGUGGCCAGCUCCCUGCACCGGUCGGCUGUGGAGGUGGCCAACGAAGCCUGCACAGCUGUGGAGAAUGACUGGAGGGUGGGGCUCGAGGUGGACGUCCCUUCCAAGGGCAGUGCACACGUGGCGGUGGCUGGGUCCCGCUCCAAGAUGGCCGAAUUCAGCGCAGCCAAGGCCCAGGAGGACAAGUACUCCUUCGCCAGCCACGAGGUCUCCUGCCAGUACUACCGGUUCCGCAUCGCCCACCAGCCUCCGCUCUCCCCUCACUUCACCCGGGCCAUUAGGGACCUGCCCAGGGACUACACCCCGGCCUCUCAUGUUGAGUACCACAAUUUCAUUGCCAUCUACGGCACCCACUACCUCACCAAUGUGCAUGCGGGGGGCCGCAUCCGGGACAUCACAGCCAUCCGGACCUGCCAGACAGCGCUGGAUGGGCUGACAGCUGACGAAGUCAAGGACUGCUUGGAGGUAGAAGCGGCUGUGAGCACUGGGAGCGAGACUGCCAAGGUUGAGGCAGCCUCCAAGAUGUGCCGGGAGCAGCGCCAGAAGGAGAACCUCAAGACGAGCUUCCACGAGGCCUACAGGGAGCGCCACACGGAGAUCAUCGGAGGCCACGACCACAUAGACUUGCUCUUCUCCAACAGGCAGGAUGCCAGUGCCUACACCAGCUGGUUGGAAGGUGUCAAAGCCAACCCUGGCCUGCUCUCCUACACCCUGGCACCCCUCCACAUCUUGGUCAAGAAGGAGGACCCAAGGAGGAAGGCUCUCCAGCGAGCGGUGAGCAAGUACAUCCAUGGCCGGGCCUUGUGGAGGAACUGCACCCAGCCGUGCCCGCCGGGCACCCAACGUAGUGCCCGGGACCCCUGCUCCUGCGUCUGCCCUGGGGAUGAUGUGGCCAACACCAUGUGUUGCUCCAAGAAGCGGGGUCUGGGCAAGCUGGAGGUCACCAUCAAACGUGGCCAAGGCCUGUGGGGCGACUACUUCAGUCGGACGGACGCCUAUGUCAAGGUCUUCUACCUGGAGAAGUUGCUCCAAACCAGCACUGUGAACAACAAUGACAAUCCCACCUGGAACAUCCGUCUGGAUUUCGGGGCCGUGACGGUCACCGUGGCCUCCAAGCUGCGGGUGCAGGUGUGGGAUGAAGACAAUGGGUGGGACAAUGACCUCCUGGGGACCUGUGAUGAACUCGUAGUAGCUGGUGCCUCCCAGCAAAAGACCUGCUACCUGCAGCAUGGCAAGCUGGAGUACCAGUACCAGCUUCAAUGUGGGCCCAGUCUGGGGGGGGACAAGUGCCAGGACUAUGUCCCACAGCCUCCUGGUGUUGCAGUCAACUGGACCGGGAUUGGGAAAACCCUGGGAGGGAAGCAGGGAGAUGAAUCAAAGAGAGGUGGAGCUGGGAGGGACCUCCAGGGCCCACAUCUAGUCCAACCGCUGCUCUGAGGCAGGAACAACCCAACCCAAUCCAUCCGUUGGCCAGCCUCUUGACCCAACUCAUCCACUGGCCAUCCUCUUGGCCAAACUAGUCAACUCUAAUUCAAGCCACCCAUUGGCCAACCACUUAGCAGAACUAGUCAAGCUCAUCACAACCCAGCCCAGACCAAUUCAUUGGUCAACCUCUUGGCCACGCUAGGCAACUCCAAGAUAAUGAGAAGGCCCCACACCCAAACUGGCCACCUAUCACACUGGAGGAGACCAUGGCAGUGGAUGCUCUGUGGCUGUAGAUAAAUCCAACCCCAACUCAACCCAAGACCCCAACCUACCCACGAGCACAACUCAACCCAACCUCAAUCCAAAAAUUACCUCAAGUCAACUAAGCCCCAAGCUACCCAAAGACCCCAACUCAACCAGUCUUAAACUACCCAGGAACCCAAGAUCCCAACUCAAACUAGUUUCAACCUACCCAAUCAACUGAACCCAACCCAUGACCCGAACUCAACCCAACCUCAACCUACCAAUGACAUCACUCAAUUCAACCCCAACCAACCUAUGACCCCAGCUGGAUCCCAGAAAGAGGUUAUGCCCUCUGCUAUGGAAGCAAGCAACCCCCCCUAACCUUCCCCCAGUUGGUACCAGUCUAACCAUUGCUCCCCAACCCCAGAUAGGAUGGCCUGACUUGCACAGGAUGUAGGAUGUGGGUAAGGUGGGAGGGGGGGAAUGAUGGGAUCCACCACCCCAUAGGACCCCCACAAAGUUUUCUGCACCCAAUGAGAAGCUGGAAACAUUGUGACUACACGGGAAAGGGUGGCAUUGUGUUAUGCAUCCUGCCAUCAACCAAUAAACAUGGUG
Messenger RNA from Alligator sinensis (Chinese alligator), 2601 nucleotides. RefSeq names its product perforin 1 (gene PRF1). The record is from RefSeq and is a predicted model, not a curated record. NCBI's taxonomy places the organism in Eukaryota, Metazoa, Chordata, Crocodylia, Alligatoridae. The transcript has 2 exons. The coding region runs from base 16 to 1755 and encodes 579 amino acids.